AUCACACGCACUGUUCAACUACAAGCACUAUGCUUCGACGGUCGUUCUACAUUCGAUGAGCCCUAGUUAUUCUGCCCCCCGCUCCUGCCUUUUCCCUUUACAAUCUGAAGAUGCACCAAAUGACCACGACACCCUGCUCGUAAAAAAAAAAACGAAGACCGCAAGUGCAAGAAACUAACUAUGGAGACCUCCUCGGACGAAGAUGAGCCCCGGCCUUAUGAGCCUUGGAAGGAGGACAUUGUGCGCGAGCUCUCCGCGCACAACACGCAGCAUCGAGGCGGUUCGAUAUCCAGUAGUGGUCCACCUGCGCCGGCGGCACUACGGGGCUCCUACACGGCAGGCGGAGACCACCAAGACCGGGGAAACGAUCAGUGUUUUGAGUUGUACUUGGACAAAGCUAGGAUUACGAAGUUGUUUCGCACCCUGUAUCCGUGGAUUUUCACCGUGCUACUCGGGUUCGUGGUGGCGCUCAACGGGGCUUUCAUCACACACAACGCGGACUGGUUUGCGGACUUCCGCUUCGGCGUUUGCUACUCCGCACACUACCUCGUGUUGGCCGACCGGAAGAGGUGUUGCGGCGGCAUUGACAACUACGACGAGAGCGAGGAUCGCUGUAAUGAAUUUGAUAGACAUCAGGAGCUUGUAGUUUUGGUGCGCAAAUUGUAUGUAGUGAGGUCACCGAACGGUUCUAACCGGGGAGUUUUUUUGACACCCAGCCAGCAAAACGACCGGCAGUUUUCAAGCGGCCGAAAGCGUUUUUUGACAUAAAAAAUUUUCAAUUAUCAAGCGGGCGGGGCUUUGAUAUCAAACAAGCCCGGUCGAAAACUAUCGAUUCGCACUUGAUAAAACGACGCAGGGGAGCCGGCAAAAGGGGCGCCCUUCUGAGGAGCCCACCGCCUUAGUUUCUGGCGAUUUGGGGCGCCCAAAAAGAGGCGCGCAAAAAGCGCGCCCAAAAUCAGAAAAGCGAAACAGCAUGGCACGGCCGCGAUUUCGAAGCAUUUUGGGCGGCCGCGAAAGCGGCCGCCUUUUCGCCGGUUUCAGAGCCUGGGGAGCUUUGCAAAAAGCGCCGGCGUGAAAAAUAAAAACGCAAAAGGGAAAAAGCGCGCCAGACGCGCAAAGCCAACCCGCAUGCUGCGGGCCCGAUUUUUCUUUGCUUUUUGAGCGCCCCCCGUGGCGCCCGGAUCGGCCCCAUAGCAUCGGGGCUCGCUUUCGGAAAGGAAUUUUGGAAAUGUGCCAAGAUUUGUGAUGUUUCUCAAGUGACCGCCAUACCGUGCGGCAUAACGUUACUCACGGCGGUAUGGCGAGCCCAGAAAAAGCAAAGCCGCGGCCAAGGCGGCGGUCGGAAAAAAACGCCCACGACCUCACUACCCCCGCCCCGGCGGCUAUAUUUGGUAAGAAUACUACUUGCACGAGAAGAGAACAAGUGCGAUUUAUUAUCGCAAUCCUGUACGAACAGGAUUCAAAUCAAUGUCCGCACUUGCUCAUGAGAAAAUAAACAUACUACAAACAAACCAACUAUACAGGCAUCACGCCAGCCGAGGUUUACCGCGACCCGUCGUCCCAGGUAGCCGCGGAUGUGCAGCAGUGGUACGCCUGGGAAGAGCUGGCGGUCGCCUCGUCUCGCUCCAGCUCGUGGAUAGGUUGGCUCGCCGCUUUUCUGGUGUACUGCGGCUCCUCCGUUCUGUUCACGGCAAUCUGCUGCCUGAUCGUGUUCGAAUUCGCGCCGCAAGCCAAGGGGUCCGGGAUUCCCGAGGUGAAGGCCCAUGUUUCCGGGUUCGACCUGAAGCAGUCGUUCUCGCCGAUGACGCUGCUGCUCAAGUCCGUCGGCCUGUCGCUCGUGGUCGGCGCGGGCCUGGCGUUGGGGAAGGAGGGUCCGCUGAUCCAGGUGGGCGUGUGCUGGGCGCACAUCUUGGGGAACCUAAAGGGGAUUCCCUUUCUCGGGUCCAACCGGUACACGCGGUUUUUCCGCGACGAACAGGACGUCAUCAACGUGCCACUGUAUGUAUGAGAGUGCACAACUCCCCCUCCCCCUCAUUUGCAUUGCAUGAACAGCAAUACAAACACGAGCACACGUGGAGCCUGUGCAUGACAAAUUUUGUACCCGCCUAGUGCAGUACUGCUACUGUUUGGGCUUGCGGAAUCUGGCAUGCAAACAGUGCCAAAGGGAAGCACUUAGACUUGGGGUUUUGCAUGACAAGUGAGGGGGAGGGGCGGGAGUGUGCACUCUCAUAGUACGAGUGGAGCUUCGUCGGCGCCGCGGUCGGGGUGUCCACGGCGUUCGGAGCGCCUUUGGGCGGCGUGUUGUUUGCGGUGGAGGAACUUGGCUCGGUGCGGACCAUCACGCGACGGGCGCUGCUGCUCUGCUUUCUCGGCGCGUUUGCGGCCUCCUUCACGUUGAAGUUUCUCAACAUCACCGGAAGUAACAACGUCACGAUGUUCUCCCUGUCCACGGCUUCCAACUCUUACGCCGGCGGGGAAAAGCUUGGCUGUCAAUGGGAAUGAGUAUGUCGUUUUGAUGAAUGCGUUGGAAGAAUGCGUUUUUUUAUCGAUUUCCACGGGUUGUGCUUCUUUUCUUGUCAUGCAAAAAAUGUACGUUGUAAAUCUUGAUGAACAGGCGCGAGUACUACACUUAAGGAGGCUUUCUUGUGUUCUUGUUCGUCUUCUCUUUGUGAUGUGGAGUAAGUAGGUACGAGGAAGUAGUAAGUAGAUCAUUUUUCCCCUAGACACCUAGCGCAAUUUAUUGCCUCUGCAUACCAGUUUCCGCAAAGAGUGGGGCGUGAACGAGAUCUGGUUGUUCUUGCUAUUGGGCGUGCUUGGGGGCGUCCUUUCCGGCCUGUUUAUCCGUAUGAACCUGUUCGUCGCGCGGGAGCGGAAGAGAAAGAAACAGGACCACGGCACGCUCUGGUUCCUCACCCGCGACCAGCACGAGUGGAUUCUGAGCUACCUGCUUCCCGAGCGGUUCGUGCGGAAGAUCCGCGAGCGCGGCAGCCAGUACCGGCUGUCGAGUCGCGCGCUGGUGGUGGUGGAGGGAGUCUUCAUCGCGGUGUGCACUUCCGUGACGAACUACAUUUUCACCCGACUGCUGAAAUCGCACUCUACCGUAGCGAUCCACGCGCUGUUCGAGACCUGUCCCCACUCCAAGGGCUUGCAUUUCGCCCUCUGCAACGACAAGAACACGUUUAAUGCGAGCUUUAUGGAUUGCAAAAAUGUCUGGGUCUGGAAGAUUGCGACUUGUCAUGCUAAAUCCGAAUCAUGCAGAAAUCUGUGUUGCAUGAGUGCCAAAACCUGUCCGCUUUCGACCAAGUUUGGAGGGAGUUUCUCAUGCAGGAUAGGCAUGGCAGAGACCUCACAGACACUGUCAUGCUAGGUCCCGCAUUCCAGACCUGAUGGGUCAUGGAAAACCUGCAUGACAAGCUUACACUCUUCCAGACCCAGACAUUUUUGCAUUUGAUAAGCUUCUCCAUGAACGGACAGCUGCUGCUGGCCGCCGGGAUCCGACUCCUGCAGACCGUGAUCACGUUCGGCGCCAUGCUCCCCUCCGGGCUGUUCAUCCCCUCACUGUUCAUCGGCGCGACCGUGGGGCGGUUGGUGGGCAACAUCAGCUACUUGGUGGUGCUGGAGCAGCACAUCGAGCCGGGCGUGUUCGCGAUGAUCGGGGCCGCCGCGAUGUAUCGUAUGUAAAAACGUCCCCACCCCAUAGUUGUAGUUGACAUGCAAAUCUGCAUGCUCAAAAUGUUUCUCAUGCGGAGCCCCAUGAGAACCAUUCUCUACUCGUGUUUUGGAAUUUGUGAUGCUAGAAUCAGGAUGGCAUGCUAGAUCUGCGAUGCUUCGGAACUAGCUAAGUAACCAGGAUCACACUGUGAGGACAAACUUGUCAUGCGAAGUUACCAAAGCUGGUGGAUUUGUCUAGCAGAUUUCCCAGGUUGACUCUGGUGUGGGGACGUUUUUACUCAGGAUACGAUGCUGGCGGGGUUCACGCGGAUGACCGUUUCGCUGGUGGUGAUCAUGUAUCCUGUGCAGAAGUAUCGUACUCGUAUAAAUGCAAGUCUUGCAUUACAAAUCUUUUACUUAAGGUAAAUGCGCAUUACAAAUUUCAUCUCUCAUGCUGAGGAAAUUUGUAAUGCAUUUAUACGAGUACGAUACUUUUGCAGUUCAUACCAUGUUCGAGCUCACCGGCGAGCUCACCUACGUGAUUCCCUUUAUGUGCGCGGUGAUCACCGCCAAGGUGGUGGGCGACCUGUUCACCGGCAGCAUCUACGAGGAGCACGCCACUUUGAACGGCUUCGCCAACAUUGAGGACACGCCCACCAGCAUCCGGCUGGAGGUGCUGGUGGCGGACCUGGCGAGCGAGUACCCCUGGACCAAGGUGCUGGACGUGGACCAGUAUUUUCGGUUCGCGGCGUAUGCAAAGAAAAAAGUGUUACAGUUACACAUUGUGUUGCAGACCAAGCAAGAGAGACAAGCUCUGUGAUGCCGGAUAUGCAUAGGAGCCUCGUUCCAUAGGUGUUUUCCCGUAGGAUUUCUGCAUUACAAGUUUUCUCUCUCAUGCAGAGAAAUUUGUGUUGCUGAAUUCACUACACAUGUGUAACUGUAACACUUUUUUCGUGGGAUACGGCGCUGCGCGACAUGGUGGGGCUGGAACCCGCGACCCUCUGCGCGGACGCGGAUCAGCACGACGAGGACCCCACGCACGUGAUCGAGUUGGACGAGGGGGAAGAUGAAAUUGGCAAUAACAGUGCCGGGGGCGCAGAAAUAAAGCCGACACCCACAAGUUCUUCGCAGCUCACCGUGUUCGAGCCGGACUAUGUGGGGCCAAAUGUGGUCCUGGAGGACGGCACGACGACGAAAGGGCAUUCCAGUUCUGGUUCGCCGCAGGCUGUGCUAAACAUAAACAACUCUUCGGCGCGGAAGACGAAAAAGAAGAAGCGCCGCAAACUGCUUGCGGAGAACCCAUUCCGUUCCUCCGACGACGAGGACGAUAUAUGCACUAAAAAUGUGUGCGGGUCUGGAAUGUUCGAACUAGUAAUGCUGGUCUUACAUGACUGUAAAAUCUGUGUUGCAUAACCAACAAAAGUGGUAGCCUCUCAUGUCAUACAAAAACGCAGUUUGUCAUGCGGAGUUCGUAUGAGAAAGCGUUCUGCAAGCUUGUCAUGCUUUCCUGCAUAAGGAAGUGUUUUCCUCUUGCACAUUUUAGCAUCACAAGUUUAUUCGAGACCCAGACAUACUUAUUUGCAUUUGAUACGAAAGCGGGGGCGACGAUUUGAAGCGGGACCGCGACCGGCUGCUUCGCCGGUCAAAGGAGGGCGCGCCGGAGAUGAAGUUGCACUACGCGGCGAGAAGUCGAACGACUGCGGGUGGAGGUGGUGGUCCCCGGGGAAGCAAUCUCCACACCACGACCGAGAGAAACCAUCGGAAGUCGGAGCAGGACUCAGUCAUUCUCGUGCGGCGUGGCGUCGGCCCGAUCUUCGGGUACAUCCGGAAGCGCCGGCUGCGCCAGUGGUUGAUCGAAAUGAUGUAUGCAUUGCAAAAGCAUCGUACUAGUACGAAUAGCAUGGCAAAUUUGAAUUUCUUCAAGAACAAAAAUGCAAUUUCCAUUAUGCUGAUUUGGCUAUAGAUAGAAACAAGCAUUUGUCACGAAUGGUUACAAAUAGUACAACGAGGGCGAUAUCACUUUUGCAAUGCAUAUGAUGCGCGUGGAGGACAACAAGCUGCUCGAAGAGCGGUAUUGCUGCUUCGCGCUGUUCGGCGGCGACGGCCUAUCAAAAUGAAAAAUCCCCCCUCCCCACAUCAAAACGAAGACUUGUGUAGCAUGAUUCUUUGUGAUCACAAGUGAGUCGCGUUGUCAUGCUAGAAGGGAACAAGAGAUGCGGACUGUAGUGCUGGCUGGAGCGGGAAAGCUUUGCGUCGUCAGCAUGACAGGAAGCAACUGGAAGCGGGAUGAAACAGCAUGACGCAUUGCCUACACAUAACGAGGCCACAACUGUGUCCCUUGGUCUUCUAGCAAUGCAAGUCGAUUUGUGUACUCAAAUGCCGCAUCUCAAAUUUCGUCUUCGAUAUGGGGAGGGGGGGACUUUUCCUCACAAUACGGCCUGUGGGCGGAGAACAUGGACGUGCGGGCGCAAACCUUCCACACCGGCGGUGCCGUGGUCGAGGUGUCCAGCGGCUCUCUGGCGGCGCUGAAGACGGCGGCCCGGCAGGGCCAGGCCGUACUGGGCGUCCCCUCGCCCAUGACGAUGCGCGGGGACCAGAACUUGGCCAGCGGCGGAGUCCCGCAGACGACCAGCAGUACCUUGAUCCAGCCACCAGAAGUUGGACUAGCAGGAGCUACGGGGACAACUUCUACAACUGGCACGACGACUAGCACAACUUUCUCGGCGGCACAGCCCCAGCAGGCCGCGGACGUAGUUGAUGCGGCAAGUACCACCCUUGGGUUCCAGGAGGUAAUCGGAAAGCGCAGUGUGGACUUCCCAAGUAGAACCGGGAGGAGUCCAAACAUCAGCGGGACCAACAUCCUGUCAACGUCUCCGCAGGAGCAGAUCGAGCUGACGACGGUGUUGAACAACGCGUCGACUACUUCGCCGAGUAAGGCUGUUCAUCCCGGCAGCGUAUGCAUUGCAAAACUAUCGUAAUCGUACAACUUCUAGCGUAAAAUGCAUUACAAAUAAUUCGCCCAGCAUAACGAAUGAAAUUUGUAAAGCGGAUUCAGCUUGAGAAAGAGCUUUGUAAUGCAGAAAUGCAAUAAUUACUACGAGAUCGAGAACGAGUGCGAUACUCUUGCAGAGGAUACAGUGGGUCGGACGACAACUUCCACAUGAUUUCUUCGUCGCGGGACGGGGCGCACAGCAAGAACUCCUCCAGCUCGACGUCCUCCUACGGGGCGUCCAGUAUAUGCAUUGCAAAUUUGAUGUCUGUUUCUGGAAGAGUGCAAUUUGUGAUGCAAACUCUGGAUCACGCAAAGAUUUAUGUUGCGUGAGCGCCAAAAACUGGCCAUGUAUUUUUGCCACAAAGCUUGUGAGUUUCUCGCGCAGGACAGCCAUUAGGACCACAUGUGAGCAAAACUCGUACAACAUAAGGCCUUUGAUGCCUUUUCCGGAGCAUCUGUGUGAUUCGAAAGAUGCAUGACAAACUUAACUCCUGCAUUCAUCCAGAGGGCCCAGACAUUAAAUUUGCCAUGGAUACAGUAACGACUUCAACGACCCGGUGGUGGCUGCCAUGGGGACGACCGGAGGCAAUCACGCAGUGAAGUCGUCUUCUUCAACUUCCCCCGGGGGUCGUGCGACUAAUAAAAAUCACGGCAGCUACUAUUUGGAUAACUCCAGGUCGUCCGAUGCCCAUGGUGUCGCUGGGGCGGACAAAAAAAGUAGGGAAUCGCCCACCACACAGCAACUAGACCGACGCAUCAUCGUGUUGCCGGCGGACCGGCUAUGCAUGGCAAAUAUGUCAUCUGGGUUGGAACGAUGGAGUCAACUUGUGAUGCGGAUUUUGCAAUAGAUUGCAUAGCCAGGAAAAGUUGUAGAUGUCCGGUUUUUGUCUCCAGGAAGAGAUGGUAUUUCUCAUGUAGACUUCUACGAAUGAGAAGCGUUCUGAUAGAUAACUUGUCAUGCUCUCUAAGCAUAAUUCCACAUCUUCUCGCAAUUGCAAAAACUGCAUGAUAUCCAUUUUCUUUGAGACCCAAACAUAUUUGCAAUUGAUACCCGCUCCCCGCAAACGAAUCGGACGACCCGACGCCGAUCGCGGGGGAGAACCGCGGGCGCGUCUUACCCUCGAGAAAAACGCAGGCAGGGCAUAAGUAUUUGUGAUGCAAAAAUUAGCACACAGAAAAAUCUGUAUUGCGUAGCCUAUAAACUGCAUGCCAGAACAAGACCCCACCGAUGGCAAAUUUUUCUGUGUAUUUGUUUUCGCAUCACAGAUAUGUCCUGCCUGCUUUUUUCUGUGGGAUACGUCCGGCUCCCGACACAGACCGGCUCGGCAGGGGACGAGAACAAUGUGGGAGCAAGCAAUCACAUCGUGGACAUCGAGCUAGUAUGAAUUGCAAAAUUAAUAUCGUGCUAGUACAAAUUGCAUUACAAAUUAUGACGCAGCAUUUCUACAAUUUGUAAUGCGGAUUUACCUCGGCAACUACAUGUGUGAUGCCUAUGCAUAACUACAAAUGCUUUUGCAAUGCAUAACAGGCGGACGACGAGGUGAUCGCGGAGGAUGUGUCUUUCUUGGUAGACAUACGAGAGUGCACAGUGAGCUUUCGUUCCCCGCAUUUGUCAUGCGGAAGCCCAAAUAAUCCCGGCGCAGCCUUGUGGCAUCGUUUACAUGACAAAUUAUUCUAGAAUUAUCCCAAAGAGUACUAAUAUUCUCCUGCGCAUGAACUUGUCUUGCACAGGCUCCACGUGUGCUGGUGUUUGUAUUGCUGCUCGUGCUAUUAAAUGCGAAUGACGGGGAGGGGGAGUUGCUUGAUGUGCGCUCUCAUAGGACACGCACUUGGCCCGCCUCUCCAUGGACGCCCACAUCCUUAUCUUACAGAAAAAAGCAGGCAUGGAUAUAUUUGUAUUGCAAAAAUCAAUACGCAAAAAAAUUGCGUACCCUUAGCAGGAUGCUAUGGGCUCGCCCAUGACAGAUUUUUCUGCUCAUCAUUUUCUCCAUUACAAACUGGCCCCGCCUGCUUUCUUCUGUGUGAUAAUCGUCACACUGUUCUGCGUGUUUCACCAGAACUUAUCAAACGCAAAUGAGUCUGAGUCUAGAGGUUUGUCAUGCAGGUUUUCCCUUCCCCUUGAUGUCUGGAAUGCAGGACGUAGCAUCUUCACAGACCUACGAGGUCCACUUUAGUGCAAUGCCCGUCCCGCAUGAGAGACCGACGUCGUCCUCUGAAAUCGACCAAAAGAGCUGGGCAAUAUUGCAUCAGAGAGUUCUGAUGUGUGGCGCACAACACGCAUUACAAUUUUGCAUGUGUGUCUCCAGACGACCCAGACAACAUAUUUGCAAUGCAUAGAGCCCGAGCCUGCGCUACGUCGUGUGCUCGUCCAACCAGGGCCGCAAGCUGGGCCUGGUGUCCCGGUCCGCCUUCGUGCGUGCGCUCUGCGACCACAACUUCGCGCAGCCGCCGAUCCAUCUCGGAAUCGACGAGGAAGUCGUAUGCCUUGCAAAUAUGUCGGGGUCUGGAAAUGGAGAACCUGUGUUGCUUGUUUCGCAUUCCUGAAAAAUCUGUAUUGCAUAUUCAGCACCAGAAGCUGCGCCACUUUUUCAUUGUGCAACGUCGCAGCUUGUAAUGCGCACUACGCACCAUCUAAAAGUUUAAGUUUGUGAUGCUUCACUGCGCUGGAUUAAAAGCUAAAGGCGCACUCGGUUAAUUUCAGCAUUCAGCAUCACAUGUUUCCGGACGGAGACAUAUUUGCAUUUGAUAAGUCAGCGGCGGGAGCAACACGCAGUGUCUCCCCUUUUACUUCGGCACGCAGGCGGGGUUGCCCGGCGUACCCACGAUGCCCUCAUCCACGAGGUCUUCGUUCGCCUCGCGGGUGUGAGAUAAAAUUUCGGCUGGACAUAAGAGCUCGAUAUUUUUCUUCGUCGCGAAAGCGCCUCAGAUUCUUGCAAGCGACUUUGUCGUCAUCGUCCGGAGACUCUUCGCAAAAGAUGUACGUAGAGGGAUUUGAUGAAUAGGACUGCACUUCUCGAGGUGGAAGCAAUUGCCUCGGAAAGAAAGAUCUGUCUUCGUCGGAGUUGUUCCUCUACCGGAU
This is a messenger RNA of Amoebophrya sp. A120, 9722 nucleotides long. NCBI's taxonomy places the organism in Eukaryota, Dinophyceae, Syndiniales, Amoebophryaceae. The record is from the annotation of a GenBank genome assembly.